Molecule: messenger RNA, 537 nt
Organism: Sordaria macrospora k-hell
Lineage: Eukaryota; Fungi; Ascomycota; Sordariomycetes; Sordariales; Sordariaceae
Source: RefSeq, a predicted model, not a curated record
AUGUCGCACCGGUCUCGGAAAAGGCUCCAAUAUCCAGUGGACAAGACGCAUUUCUUGACGCCAGUUUCGAAACACCAGAAGUACGGAACAUGGAUUCAUGCGGUCAUGGAAAUCUGCCUCGAACACGACAUUCACUACAUCAUACCGCAGCACGACACGAUGGCCGUCUUCGCAGCUCAUAUGAAGGAGCUCAGGCGGCAUGGCAUAUACGUCCAUACUCCCAGACUGACGUCGAUUCACUCUGUCGUCGACAAAUUGGCAAUGUAUCGGAUAUUGAGGGAUCUUCACAUUUGGCACCAUCCCUGGGUCUUUCUAGGAAAGGAGAUAAACGCUCAGGACAAAAUCAUGCAGACUGCCGGCUACAUCAAAGAAUCAGACAACUACCCGGUCAUGUUGACAGACCGCACGGAAGGAUCGGAUUCAGUCUAUGUGCGCAUCGAGUCGAAGAAGGACCUGGAAGACUACAUCCUCGAGGACGGACGCAAGAACGCAACGGAAUUCGCCAUCACCACGGACACCUUGAGUACCAAAGGCUAG